Molecule: messenger RNA, 393 nt
Organism: Protopolystoma xenopodis
Lineage: Eukaryota; Metazoa; Platyhelminthes; Monogenea; Polystomatidea; Polystomatidae
Source: the annotation of a GenBank genome assembly
AUGUUUAAUUUUCUUCACGCCUCUAUUUUUUCCCCAGCCUUUUCCUCACGGCUUGCUUGCGAGGAAAGUUUGCCUGGACAGACACGGGAUUGGAAUGAAGAAGCCCAAGUGGUACAUGAGCUACCGCAGGCUAGCUUCACGGAGCGCCUCCUGCGUGAUCGCUCAAUCUUUAAAUCGAAUAGCGAUUUCGUUGCGGCUGCAACUCGGGCUGCUGUCUCAGUAGUUAACGGGGACGUUGCUCCUCUCAAUCCAAGUGAACCCAAGAAGCAACAGGCCUUCAUUUGGAAUAACAUUUUCUUCUCUCUUGGCUUCGAUAUCAAAGAUCAUUACAAAGAGUUCGGUGGUGAUGCCGCAGCCCAUGCAGCCACGGUAAUUUUAGGAUAUUUUAGCUAA